Aspergillus puulaauensis is the source of this 1122-nucleotide messenger RNA. RefSeq names its product Gfo/Idh/MocA family protein. The transcript has a single exon. The record is from RefSeq and is a predicted model, not a curated record. The coding region runs from base 1 to 1122 and encodes 373 amino acids. NCBI's taxonomy places the organism in Eukaryota, Fungi, Ascomycota, Eurotiomycetes, Eurotiales, Aspergillaceae. Gene Ontology annotation, molecular function: nucleotide binding.
AUGCCUGAACAACUCAACAUCGUCAUCAUCGGCGCCGGCCUCAUUGGGCCCCGUCACGCCCAGUCCGUCCAGGCACACCCAGAGACAAACCUCAUCGCCUUCAUCGACCCAUCGCCCUCUGCCCUCCCAAUUGCGUCUUCUUUCAACGUCCCCUGCCAUCCUUCCCUAGACGCCCUCCUCUCAUCCAACUCUACACCACCCCCAGACGCCGCCAUAAUCUGCACCCCAAACCACACCCACGUCCCGCUCGCCCUCCAACUCCUCGAGAAGAAAAUCCACAUCCUCCUCGAAAAGCCCGUCUCGGACUCCCUAGCCACCGCGGAAUCCCUGCUAUCCGCAGCAUCCCAAGCCCCCUCCGUCAAAAUCCUCGUCGGCCACCACCGCCGCUUCAACCCUUACAUCCAGAGCACAAAGGCCCUACUAGACUCCAACUCCCUCGGCUCCAUAAUCGCCGUAAACGGCCUCUGGACACUCCUAAAACCAGACUCCUACUUCGCACCCCCACUAGGCGCCUGGCGCGCCGAUAAACAUAAAGGCGGCGUGCUAGGUAUAAACCUCAUCCACGACAUCGACGUCCUCCAAUUCCUCUUCGGACCGGUGACACGCGUAUUCGCUGAAGGAACGACACCUCAGCGCGUGGAUGGCAACCCCAGCCAUACAGCCGAGGAAGGAUGCGCCGUGACACUGCGCUUUGCGAGCGGCGUUGUCGGGACGUUCCUGGUUAGCGAUGUUGUUCCGUCGCCGUUGAACUUUGAGACGGGUACGCGUGAGAACCCGGCUAUUCCGGGGGUUGAGCGCGAGGAGAGUGCGAGUGAUUGCUAUAGGAUUUUUGGGAGGGGUGGGAGUUUGAGUGUGCCGGAUAUGACGAGGUGGAGUUAUGACGGCGUUAAUGGUUCUGGGGAGAAAGGGUGGAAUUGUGGGCUGAGUGUUGAGAAGAUGCCGGUUGAUGGGGUGGAUGUGAAGCCGUUUGAUAGGCAGUGGGCGCACUUUGUGAGGGUGUUGAGGGGGGAAGAGGAGGUGAGUUGCUCGGUUGAGGAUGGGGUCAGGGCGCUCAGGGUUGCUGGGGGUGUUAGGGAGGCGAUGGAGAGUGGGAUGCCGGUGAAUAUUGCAGAUGUUAAAUGA